AUGAAUAGCGAAUUUGGUGUUUUGACAUUAUUGUCAGUGAUAAUGUUAUGUGGGAGUUAUGGAGCAGGAUGUAUACCAUUAAUUAUGCCGAUGUCUGAGAGCAAACUGCAGAUGGUAUCUGUUUUCGGAGCUGGACUACUUGUUGGGACAGCACUUUCUGUUAUUAUUCCUGAAGGGAUCAAGGCUUUGUUUUCAUCAGUCCCUCUACACAAAAGUGUUGGAAAAGUUGUAUCUACUGUAGAUGCCGCAUUAGAAGAACAUGGAGAGGAUGAUCUUCACUCUGCUAUUGGACUUUCAUUAGUUCUAGGGUUUGUUGUUAUGUUGCUUGUGGACCAGAUCUCUUCAAGACAUAAUAGAGAUGUUGAAGGAGGUAUCAACCGUGGUCCAAAGUUAACAGCUACGGUUGGUCUUGUAGUCCAUUCUGCUGUUGAUGGGAUUGCUCUAGGUGCUGCUGCCACCACGACUCAUACUGAUGUUGAGUUUAUUGUUUUUAUUGCCAUCAUGCUACAUAAGGCACCUGCUGCUUUUGGAUUGGUGUCUUUUUUGAUGCAUGAAGGACUGGAUAAACAGAGAAUAAAAAGACAUCUCCUUAUAUUUUCAUUAUCAGCACCACUUUUUGCACUGAUUACUUUCUCCUGCAUUGGUCAGGAAGGUAAAGAGAAGUUGAGUUCCUUGAAUGCUACUGGCAUCGCUAUGUUGUUUUCUGCUGGUACGUUUCUUUAUGUGGCUACUGUUCAUGUAUUACCAGAAUUAACCGGUAGACUUGGAGGGCACUUGGCACCGAGCCAGCUGAUUGCCCUUGUUCUUGGGACAAUGCUUCCGCUGCUCCUUUCAGCAGGUCAUCAUCACUAG
Nezara viridula (southern green stink bug) is the source of this 852-nucleotide messenger RNA. The record is from the annotation of a GenBank genome assembly. Lineage: Eukaryota; Metazoa; Arthropoda; Insecta; Hemiptera; Pentatomidae.